Austrofundulus limnaeus is the source of this 2078-nucleotide messenger RNA. It is a transcript of the gene crhr2, whose product is annotated as corticotropin-releasing factor receptor 2. Gene Ontology annotation, molecular function: corticotropin-releasing hormone receptor activity; peptide hormone binding; corticotrophin-releasing factor receptor activity. The record is from RefSeq and is a predicted model, not a curated record. Gene Ontology annotation, cellular component: dendrite; plasma membrane; axon terminus. Gene Ontology annotation, biological process: adenylate cyclase-modulating G protein-coupled receptor signaling pathway; cell surface receptor signaling pathway; long-term synaptic potentiation. The transcript has 12 exons. Bases 181 to 1425 code for a protein of 414 amino acids. NCBI's taxonomy places the organism in Eukaryota, Metazoa, Chordata, Actinopteri, Cyprinodontiformes, Rivulidae.
CCUCUGAUUGGGCGCGUGCAAUGGGACGGACGCGCUCUCUCCCACAAGGCGCGCCCGCCUCCCUCAGCUUGUCAUCGCCGCUCCUGUUCUGAUCAGACUCGCACUGGCCGCGGUCGCCACGGGGCUCUGCGCGCGCGUCUCCUUCUCCAACUUGAAGUCAGUCUCCGCGUGGCUCUCACGAUGGACGCCACCAUCUAUGAUAUCAUCCUGGGAGAGCUCGGGUACUUGAACUGUAGUUUGAUAGAGCAUUUUCAUGACACUUUUUCAGAAAACGCUUCAUUGUCAUUGCUGAGCACUGAUGGUUUAUAUUGCAAUGCCACAACGGAUGAAAUUGGAACCUGCUGGCCGCGGAGCAGCACCGGCAGGAUUGUGGAGAGACCCUGCCCAGCUUAUAUUAACGGAGUGAAGUACAACACAACAAGAAGUGCUUACAGGGAGUGCAUGGAUAAUGGUACUUGGGCGUUGAAGAUCAAUUACUCAAACUGUGAGCCUAUUUUAGAUGAGAAGAGGAACUAUCCCAUGCAUUAUAAAAUAGCCCUGAUCAUCAACUUCCUUGGCCACUGUAUCUCUGUGGGAGCUCUGGUCGUGGCUUUUGUUCUCUUCUUGUGCUUAAGGAGCAUACGAUGUCUUCGAAACAUCAUCCACUGGAAUCUGAUCACCACUUUCAUCCUGAGGAAUGUYAUGUGGUUUUUGCUUCAGCUGAUUGACCACAAUAUCCAUGAGAGUAAUGAGCCUUGGUGUCGACUCAUUACUACAAUCUACAACUAUUUUGUGGUGACAAACUUUUUCUGGAUGUUUGUUGAAGGAUGCUACCUUCACACAGCUAUUGUAAUGACAUAUUCUACUGAUAAGCUGAAAAAGUGGGUCUUCCUCUUCAUCGGUUGGUGUAUUCCAUGUCCUAUAAUUGUUGCUUGGGCCAUUGGGAAGCUGUAUUAUGAAAAUGAACAAUGCUGGUUUGGUAAAGAACCUGGCAAAUAUAUGGACUACAUUUAUCAGGGACCAGUUAUUCUUGUGCUCCUGAUAAACUUUGUUUUCCUCUUCAACAUAGUAAGAAUUCUCAUGACCAAACUAAGAGCAUCAACCACAUCUGAAACAAUACAGUACAGAAAAGCCGUGAAAGCCACCCUAGUCCUGCUACCUCUGCUGGGCAUCACCUAUAUGCUGUUCUUUGUCAACCCUGGCGGGGAUGACAUCUCACAAGUCGUUUUCAUCUAUUUCAACUCCUUUUUGCAGUCGUUUCAGGGAUUCUGUGUUUCAGUGUUUUACUGCUUUCUAAAUGGAGAGGUCCGUUCUGCUGUAAGGAAACGCUGGCACCGUUGGCAGGACAACCACRCGCUCCGGGUGCGAGUGGCUCGAGCCAUGUCCAUCCCCACAUCGCCGACCCGGAUCAGUUUUCACAGCAUCAAACAGACCACAGCUGUGUGAGCAAAUGAACGAACACUUUAAAACUACUGAUGUGCUCCUUGCACMCAAAUAAACAGAACUCCUUUAUUUUUUCAUCAAGUGGACUAMAAAAAGUGUAUUUUUUUCAAAGUAAAUUGAUUUCUUUUCUUUGGGAUAAUCACGUUACAGAGAGUCUGAGUGUGUUCCUAUCACUGCCGUUGUACUGUUUAGUCUUUAUUAGUGGAACACGAUAGUUUAACAGGAUCUGCAGCUCACAGAUGCUGGAUUCUUAGUAAGAGAGAGGAAGGCAAACAAUGAGACUUGAAAAAGAAAUGACUCUGACGCAUUAGUUUGUUUGCAUAAAUAGCAGCUUGUUUCAUUAUGAGUAAAAAAUACAGAUUGUGUUAACGUCUGUUGAAGGGAGAAGGUUUUUUUUACACAUCUUCAUAAAGAUUCUAAAUGAAUAUUCAUUCGAAUCAUCAAAACCAUACAUUCCUGUUCUUUGCUUGAAAAUGYCAAUUUUGCAAAAGAAAAGAAAACAGGAAGGUUGACAAGUAAAAACAAAAUUUACUGUGAAAUAAGGUUGUAAUUCCCUGAGGCCACUGCAUUAGUUUCWCUUUAAAGCUUUCAUCCAGACAAGUGAAUUUUAGACUUUAUUCAUUAUUUUACAAAGUGAAAAUGAGUCUUAGUCUUUU